AUGGGUCCUCCGCCGGAUGGCGAUCCGGCCAGGGCCGUCAAGAAGUUCAGAACGACGAAGCGUUCAUUCGAAGACACGGCCCUCGCGUCUCCCGUCUUCGGAGAAGAUGUCAUGGACGAGGCUGAUAAUUCGACUUGGAUCAAUGAAGACAUCUUAGCAGAUCUAGACAGAGAGGUGGUAACUCCGGAAAACCCAUUGGGCCUUCCGGUGGUAAAGUUCUCCAAGGAGUUCCGUAAAGAACUUGUCAUGCCAUGGAUGAAUGCUCUCAAUCUCAAAUUCCUGGGAAAGCGCAUUGCGUUCAACAUACUACUUAGUAGACUCACAAAAAUGUGGAAUCUGGACGGACGAUUCGAGUUGAUCGAGCUCGGCCACAAUUGGUUCACCGCUCGUUUCGAUCGAGCCAGCGACUGCUUCAAGAUGUUGGUGGGCGGCCCUUAUAAGGUUUUCGACCAUUACGUCGUCCCACAACGCUGGAUUCCGAGGUUUGAUCCGGUAAAGGGAAAAAUUGAGAAGAUGGCUGUUUGGGUAAGGUUGCCGGGACUUCCCGUUGAAUGCUUUCGCGACGAUGCAAUUAAGCAAAUUCUGGAAUCGGUGGGGAAGCCUCUAAAGCUUGACCGCACAACCGAAGGUAUUGAAAAAGGGCGAUUCGCAAGAGCGGCGGUGGAGAUAGACCUUAAAAAACCACUAGCAUCCAUGGUCAUUGUUGAAGCAACAAGUGGAAUUCGAAGGCUUACAUACCAUUUGUUUCGACUGCGGGGAGGUUGGGCACCGGGAAAAGGACUGCCCGAAGAAGAUUCCGGUUGA
Messenger RNA from Ipomoea nil (Japanese morning glory), 804 nucleotides. RefSeq lists its product as uncharacterized. The transcript has a single exon. NCBI's taxonomy places the organism in Eukaryota, Viridiplantae, Streptophyta, Magnoliopsida, Solanales, Convolvulaceae. The record is from RefSeq and is a predicted model, not a curated record. Bases 1 to 804 code for a protein of 267 amino acids.